AUGACGCGCGAUUCUACAGCAACCUACCUGCACAUGCACUCGUCGCACCACGCCGACCUCCUCGAGCAGUUCACGAAUCUCACCUCGUCGCAACUCACGCCCGAAGACAUUUACGUUCCCCCACACCUCCAGCCUGUAAACCCUGAGGACGAAGACGACGUUGUACCAGACCAGCACGCGGCAUUCGGCAUACAGCGAGCAACACAGACGAAGAAGGAACCAACAUGGCGCGACUUGGGGCUCGAAGAACUGUUGCGACGGGGACCCAUGGGCAUUGGAGGCGGGAGUGCAAGCGGAAGUGCGGUCGCAGCUGGUGGUAGUGGAAUUGUUGGACAGGGAAGAGAAGAGCCGGUUAGACUGGCGCUGGCGAGGCAGCCGGGUGCGAGGAUGGGCGUCAGAGUAGGCAACGGGAGCAGUGAGAGCUCUAGAAGUGGCGGAAGCGGUGCUGCUGGGAAUGGACUGCCACGAUGA
This is a messenger RNA of Alternaria burnsii, 471 nucleotides long. RefSeq lists its product as uncharacterized. The transcript is spliced from 2 exons. The record is from RefSeq and is a predicted model, not a curated record. NCBI's taxonomy places the organism in Eukaryota, Fungi, Ascomycota, Dothideomycetes, Pleosporales, Pleosporaceae. Bases 1 to 471 code for a protein of 156 amino acids. Gene Ontology annotation, biological process: positive regulation of mitotic metaphase/anaphase transition. Gene Ontology annotation, cellular component: anaphase-promoting complex.